CCGGGCCAUGCGGCCGCGGCCCGUGGCGGUGGUGGCCGCCGUGGUGCUGCUGCUGAGCGGCGUGGGGCCGGCGCGCGGCUCCGAGGACAUCGUGGUGGGCUGCGGGGGCUUCGUCAAGUCGGACGUGGAGAUCAACUACUCGCUCAUCGAGAUAAAGUUGUAUACCAAGCAUGGGACUUUGAAAUACCAGACAGACUGUGCCCCUAACAAUGGUUACUUUAUGAUCCCCUUGUAUGAUAAGGGAGAUUUCAUUCUGAAGAUCGAGCCUCCUCUAGGGUGGAGUUUUGAGCCAACGAACGUGGAGCUCCACGUGGACGGCGUCAGUGACAUCUGCACCAGGGGUGGGGACAUCAACUUCGUGUUCACGGGCUUCUCUGUGAAUGGAAAGGUUCUCAGCAAAGGGCAGCCCCUCGGUCCUGCAGGAGUCCAGGUGUCUCUGAGAAACACAGGGACCGACUCGAAGAUCCAGUCCACAGUUACACAGCCUGGUGGAAAGUUUGCAUUUUUUAAAGUUCUUCCUGGAGAUUACGAAAUCCUUGCCACUCAUCCAACCUGGGCGUUGAAGGAGGCCAGCACCACUGUGCGAGUGACCAACUCCAACGCCAAUGCCGCCAGUCCCCUCAUAGUGGCCGGCUACAACGUGUCUGGCUCUGUCCGCAGCGACGGAGAGCCCAUGAAAGGGGUGAAGUUUCUUCUCUUUUCUUCUCUAGUAACCAAAGAGGAUGUCCUGGGCUGCAACAUCUCGCCUGUGCCCGGGUUCCAGCCCCAAGACGAGAGUCUGGUGUAUUUGUGCUACGUGGUCUCCAAAGAAGAUGGCUCAUUCUCCUUCCAUUCCUUGCCCAGUGGGGGCUACACUGUGGUUCCCUUCUAUAGAGGGGAGAGGAUUACCUUUGACGUCGCUCCUUCCAGACUUGACUUUACAGUGGAGCAUGACAGCCUGAAAAUUGAGCCCGAGUUCCACGUCAUGGGAUUCUCUGUCACUGGGAGGGUCUUGAAUGGACCCGAAGGAGAAGGUGUUCCGGAAGCCAUAGUCACUCUGAAUAACCACAUCAAAGUCAAAACGAAGGCUGACGGCUCAUUCCGUCUGGAGAACAUAACAACGGGGACGUACACCAUCCAUGCUCAGAAGGAGCACCUCUACUUUGAAACGGUGACCAUCAAAAUCGCACCUAACACCCCUCAGCUGGCUGACAUCAUUGCAACAGGGUUCAGCGUCUGUGGCCAGAUAUCAAUCAUUCGCUUCCCUGACGCUGUCAAGCAGAUGAGUAAAUACAAAGUUGUCCUGUCGUCUCAAGACAAGGACAAGUCUUUGGUCACCGUGGAGACUGAUGCUCAUGGAUCAUUUUGUUUUAAAGCAAAACCAGGGACCUACAAAGUCCAGGUGGUGGUUCCCGAGGCGGAGACCAGAGCGGGGCUGACACUGAAACCCCAGACGUUUCCUCUCGAGGUCACUGACAGGCCGGUGUUGGACGUGGCCUUUGUGCAGUUCUUGGCGUCAGUCUCUGGGAAAGUCUCUUGUUUGGACACGUGUGGCGAUCUGCUGGUGACCCUGCAGUCCCUGAGCCGCCAGGGCGAGAAGCGGAGCCUCCAGCUCUCGGGCAAGGUCAACUCGAUGACUUUCACGUUUGACAACGUGCUCCCCGGAAAAUACAAAAUAAGCAUCACGCACGAAGACUGGUGCUGGAGGAACAAGAGUCUGGAGGUGGAAGUUCUGGAAGAUGAUGUGUCCGCGGUUGAGUUUAGGCAGACGGGCUAUAUGCUGCGAUGUUCCCUCUCUCAUGCCAUCACUCUGGAAUUUUAUCAGGAUGGAAAUGGACCUGAGAAUGUGGGAAUUUAUAACCUCUCCAAAGGAGUCAACCGAUUCUGCCUGUCCAAGCCUGGCGUGUACAAGGUGACCCCUCGCUCCUGCCACCGGUUUGAACAAGCCUUCUACACCUACGACACGUCUUCACCCAGUAUCUUGACGUUGACAGCCAUUCGCCACCACGUCCUGGGAACUAUCACCACUGACAAGAUGAUGGAUGUCACCGUGACCAUCAAGUCUUCCAUUGACAGCGAGCCCGCCUUGGUCCUCGGCCCUCUGAAGUCUGUGCAGGAGCUGCGGAGGGAGCAGCAGCUGGCCGAGAUUGAGAGCCGCAGGCAGGAGAGAGAGAAGAACGGCCAAGAGGAAGGCGGAGAGGAGAGGACCAAACCGCCCGGACAGGAGAUGGUGGACGAGUUACAAGGCCCCUUCUCCUACGACUUCUCUUACUGGGCACGGUCUGGAGAGAAAAUCACUGUCACACCCUCGUCCAAGGAGCUGCUCUUUUAUCCUCCUUCCAUGGAAGCCACCGUCAGCGGAGAAAGCUGCCCAGGGAAGCUGAUCGAGAUCCAUGGGAAAGCAGGCUUAUUUCUAGAAGGCCAGAUCCACCCAGAGCUGGAAGGAGUUGAGAUUGUCAUCAGUGAAAAGGGGGCAAGUUCACCCCUGAUCACAGUCUUUACUGAUGACAAAGGAGCCUACAGUGUUGGGCCUCUGCACAGCGACCUGGAAUACACCGUGUCCUCGCAGAAGGAGGGCUACGUCUUGACUGCGGUGGAAGGAACCAUAGGAGACUUUAAGGCUUAUGCCUUGGCAGGCGUGAGCUUUGAGAUAAAAGCUGAAGAUGAGCAGCCCCUCCCUGGCGUCCUCUUAUCCCUCAGCGGUGGCGUGUUCCGUUCCAACCUCUUGACUCAGGACAAUGGCAUCCUGACCUUCUCAAACCUGAGUCCUGGCCAGUACUACUUCAAACCGAUGAUGAAGGAGUUCCGGUUCGAGCCAUCCUCACAGAUGAUUGAGGUGCAGGAGGGGCAGAACCUGAAGAUCACUGUCACCGGGUACCGCACGGCCUACAGCUGCUACGGUACAGUCUCUUCCUUGAACGGAGAACCAGAACAGGGUGUUGCCGUGGAAGCCGUGGGACAGAACGACUGUAGUAUUUACGGAGAGGACACCGUGACGGAUGAAGAGGGCAAGUUCCGGUUACGGGGAUUGCUGCCGGGAUGUGUGUACCACGUUCAGCUCAAGGCAGAAGGCAACGACCACAUCGAGCGGGCCCUCCCCCACCACCGGGUGAUUGCGGUCGGGAAUAACGACAUCGAUGAUGUCAACAUCAUAGUUUUCCGGCAGAUUAAUCAAUUUGAUUUAAGUGGAAAUGUGAUCACUUCCUCUGAGUAUCUUCCCACAUUAUGGGUGAAGCUUUACAGAAGUGAAAACCUCGACAGUCCCGUCCAGACGGUGUCUCUCGGGCAGUCUCUCUUCUUCCACUUCCCGCCCCUGCUCAGGGAUGGCCAGAAUUACGUGGUGCUGCUGGACUCCACGCUCCCCAGGUCGCAGUAUGACUACGUCUUGCCGCAGGUCUCUUUCACUGCAGUGGGCUACCACAAGCACGUCACCUUGAUCUUCAAUCCCACGAGGAAGCUGCCUGAGCAGGACAUCGCCCAGGGAUCCUACAUUGCCCUGCCUCUGACGCUGCUUGUCCUGCUGGCCGGCUACAACCACGAUAAGCUCAUUCCCUUGCUGUUGCAGUUGACAAGUCGACUGCAGGGAGUCCGAGCUCUCGGCCAGACAGCCUCUGACAACAGUGGCCCAGACGAUGCAAAGAGACAAGCCAAGAAACAGAAGACACGGCGGACGUGAGGAGGAAGAGGGGCAGUUGAAAUCUCACUCGGGACAGGCCACAGCCAGGGGGCCACCACUUGGCCUUGGCAUAAAAGCGUGCGUCUGACCACCUUCAGCACGUGCCGUUUACCCCAGGCACCUCUGUCGGCGUAGCUGCCUGUACCUGUCCUUCCCCUUGCCCGGCCCCGCAGUGCAAUGCGAUGAAUGGACCCUCCUGUCACUCUGCUGAGCACAAUUUAUUUUCUGAGUUGAAGAUAAUUUAUUAUUAUUAUUUUUGUCAAAGAAGUAUUUAAGCUGGUGGUAUGAGGAUGUGAUUCUUGAUCUUCAGCAUUCUUUUGCAAGAAUCCCAGUAAACAUGGGUUUUGGUCCGCCACUGAAGCGCCUGUUGGGUUUACGUCUUCCCUCAAUUUCCCUCUGCAUCCGAGAUCCCUGCUGGAAACUGCACAACUUGUAUCUACUCCCAGGAGGAUGUGUUAGGAGGUAAAAAUCAAUAAAAUUGCCCGUUCAUUUGUGUUGUAGCUCA
This is a messenger RNA of Ceratotherium simum simum (southern white rhinoceros), 4160 nucleotides long. Its product is annotated as BOS complex subunit NOMO1. The record is from RefSeq and is a predicted model, not a curated record. Gene Ontology annotation, cellular component: endoplasmic reticulum membrane. Gene Ontology annotation, molecular function: carbohydrate binding. Lineage: Eukaryota; Metazoa; Chordata; Mammalia; Perissodactyla; Rhinocerotidae.